Molecule: messenger RNA, 2251 nt
Organism: Dimorphilus gyrociliatus
Lineage: Eukaryota; Metazoa; Annelida; Polychaeta; Dinophilidae
Source: the annotation of a GenBank genome assembly
AUUCAAUGAUAUUCGCAGUUGAACGGAGCGAGAUUCAAGUGGGAUAAUCAAAGAUAAAAAAAAGGGAAUAGAGAAAGAGAGUAAGUGAGCGAGAGAGAGAGAGAGAGAGAGCGAGAGAGCGAGAAAGAGAAAAGCAUGAAUUAUACUCCAGAGCCUCAUCAUAUACCUGGAUAUGCGGGAUUCACUCCUCAGUACCGAUUUAGGUCUGGUAAGACCUUUGCGGCAACAACGGCACAAAUAUUUAAGGAUCCUACAGUGUCUAAAUCUUGUAGACCAGUAUUAGUUGACCUUGACACUAUGACAAAAGAUUUGUGUCUUUUCCAUAUCAAGAACAGAUAUUGGCAAGAGAAAUUCUUAGAUAAGGAGCGAUCGCCGUCAACUUCGGCGCCAAUGGCCGCAACAGCAGAUGCCGAAGUAGGAAAGAGUUUUGGACAAACUCGUCCAAGUUAUAUGCCAAACAUUAGGUGUCCUCCAAGAGUGUACUGUCAACAAAAUGCGAUUACAAAUUCUUCAAAGUAUUCUGAAGAGGCGGUUAGAGUUGAAAAUACAUCUCGAAAAGCAAAUAAUGGAGGAGAGGAACAAUCUGUCCAAGCGAGCGAUUUUCAAGAGUUGAAAGAUUCCACUUCCGGUUUAGGUCAAAAUCAAAAUGGAAAAGUCUCUUUGGAAUUUUCUAGAAGGACAAAGGCGCCCAAGUUUUAUAUGACAAGAUCUUUGACCAGCGAUGACUUAAAUAAACCAAGAGUUAAAACUCAAAUUGGCUACUCUCUUGAUAAGAAUCAGCAACAGAAAUUCUACAAUCCUUACGAAGGAAUGAUAUCUAGAUAUCAAGGACAUGUACCGGGCGAAAAAUUCGAUUUUGGGAAAUCCUUUAAGCCUAGUACGGCUUUUUGUCUAAAAGAGAGAUCCGCAAUGAUCGGUUAUUGAAUAUAAGAAGCAAUUCAAUAAGAUAAAUAAAUUUAAAUAAAAAUAUUAAUACGAAUAUAAACACGGCAAAUUUAAUAUAUGCACUGUGUGUAAAUAUAUGAAGUAUAUACAAUAUACUUUAUAUAUAUGAAUAUUCAGUAUUUUGGCGUGUAUUCGUGUACGUGUGUAUGUGUGUGUGUGUGUGUGAGUGAACGUUCUACAUUAAUAACAAGUAUAUAUAAAGACAAGACAUUAUACAAUUAAAGCAUUAACAAUUUAUAUCUAGUUUAAACGAGAAUAAUUUUAUAGAUUUUUAAUAAUACACUUACUAAAGUUUGUUAUUAUCUAUGUAUUAAUAUCAAUUUAUCAACCCUUUUUUAAGACAUCAAAAAUAACGUUCUAUUGAUACCCUUAAUCUAUUUUCUUUUACCACAUUGUCUUGUUUAAACUUCAAAAGGAGAAGGUUUAUAUUUCAGAUUUAACGUAUUAUGGCAAUUAUCUUUUCUUUCCACUUUUAUCCGCCUUCUCUUCCUCUUGUUUUUUCUUCUCUUCUACUCGUUCAAAGUUCACCUGCCUAGCUUUCCGACAUACGCAGUUAAUAAUCUCUAUAUCUAAAGGAAAAUGACAAUAGCAGAUUGAGAGUGGAAAAUUAUUGAAAAGGAAAGACAAAUACAGGAAGAAAAACUUUUCUCUUUCUAUUGGUUGGAAUAUAAAGAGUAUAAAGAGAAAGAGAGAGAGAGAGAGAGAGGGGGCAAAAAUGGAAUAUUAAUAACUUUCAAUGUGCAUAUAUAUUUAUAGAUAAACAUAUUAAAGUAUACUAAAAAUAAAUGCUUACACUUCAUAAAAUCAGACAAUGACUUUUAAUAUUACUCUGACUAAUUAUUGAAUUGAAAUUAGCUUCUAUUCAAUUUUAACGAUGGAUGAUGGCAUACGGAAUAAAGUUACAAAACAAUAUAAUAUACGCAAAAGAUACAGAAAAUUUCAUAAAUCAUUAUUACUAAUAAUUAAUUUUAAUUAGUCGAUCUUUUUCUUUCAACUUCCCACUAUAUUAACUUGAUGACUGACCAAUUUGACAUCUUUUGAAGCUUGUUCAACUUUUAUUUUUUCUCUUUUUAGAAGAGGAAAUUAAUGUUGUUAAUAUUCUCUAACCCUUCCUUAGUUUUUCGCUGGCAAAUCUAGUCUCUCUCUAGUAUACACAGAUUAGCAUAUUUGUUAUUAUUAAAAUUGAUUCUAAUCAAGAAUUAGCUCUUAAGGAAUUAUCUCUUUUUUUAUAAAUUGAUAAUUUCAUCAUUAUUAAUUUCUAUUGAAGGAUUCUCUUUCGAGGUUAAAUAUUUAUAUUAAAUGGAUU